This is a messenger RNA of Xiphophorus hellerii (green swordtail), 2994 nucleotides long. It is a transcript of the gene ddx21, whose product is annotated as DEAD (Asp-Glu-Ala-Asp) box helicase 21. The transcript has 16 exons. Lineage: Eukaryota; Metazoa; Chordata; Actinopteri; Cyprinodontiformes; Poeciliidae. Bases 89 to 2338 code for a protein of 749 amino acids. Gene Ontology annotation, molecular function: RNA binding; ATP binding; RNA helicase activity. The record is from RefSeq and is a predicted model, not a curated record.
UCUUCGCUCCGCCUUUUCCGGUCCUUUCCAUCCGCGUGCCCCUAGGUUAGCCUGUGUCCACGUCGAGGGUCUCCAACAGGGAAGAGAAAUGCCGUCAAAAAUCAUCUUUGAAACUGAAGAAGAAACCACCGAGAAAGAUAUGGACACCGUCGCGGAAGCUGAAACCUUCAAGGUGAAGAACAAGUCAAAGGAAGGUAAGAAGCUGAAGAAGAAACAGCAGCAACCUGAGGAGCAGGAGGAGGAUCCAGACUGUGAUCCUCCAGCACCGAAGAAGAAAAAGAAGAAGGACAAGCUGGCAGCGGACCAAGUGAACGGCCACAUCAAUGAGGCCGCUGACCUGAAUGGUAACAGCGGGGAUGUAGAGUCACCAAAAAAAACAAAGAAGAAGAAAAAGGAGGCAUCAGAGAAGACCCAGAAGCAAAAGAAAGCAACCACUGAGGAAGCAACCAAUGGACAUUCCACCCCAAACACACCAGUUCAAACUCCCAGUCAGACCCCAUCCCAGUCAAGCGAUGAGUUGGCCAGUGACAGUGAAAAUGAGCAGACACCUGAGCAGAUAGAAGGAGCUUUCUCCAACUUCAGAAUUUCCAAAGUCACCAUUGAUAAACUGAAAGCUCGGGGAGUCACCUACUUGUUUGACAUUCAAGUGAAGUCAUUUAAUGCCGUAUAUGAUGGAGAGGAUGUUAUCGCCCAAGCCCGUACUGGAACAGGAAAGACCUUCUCCUUCGCCUUACCGUUGGUAGAAAAGCUCCAGAACGAUUCAGUGGAGAUGAUGAGAGGCCGGCCUCCCAAGGUGCUAGUCUUGACUCCUACCAGAGAAUUGGCUAUCCAGGUCUCCAAGGACUUCAAAGACAUUGCCAAAAGACUAUCCAUCGCCUGUUUCUAUGGAGGCAGCUCAUAUAACCCACAGCUUGAUGCUAUUCGUAACGGAAUUGAUAUUUUGGUGGGAACGCCCGGUCGCAUUAAAGAUCACCUUGAGAACAACAAACUCAACCUCACCAAACUGAAACACGUCGUUCUGGACGAAGUGGACCAAAUGUUGGACAUGGGGUUUGCAGAACAAGUUGAAGAGAUUUUGGGUACUUCGUAUAAGAAAGACAGCGACACCAACCCACAGACUCUUCUGUUUUCUGCAACCUGCCCUCCUUGGGUGUAUGAUGUGGCCAAGAAAUACAUGAGGCCAGGCUGCAAGCAUAUCGACUUGAUCGGCAAGAAAACACAAAAAGCGGCAACAACUGUUGAGCACCUGGCCAUCACGUGCCACUGGUCCCAGCGUGCUGCAGUGAUUGGAGAUGUAGUCCAGGUGUACAGUGGCAGCCAUGGAAGAACAAUCGUCUUCUGCGAAACUAAGAAGGAAGCCAAUGAAUUGGCCAUGAAUGCUUCUAUCAAACAGAGUUCCCAGUCCCUCCAUGGGGAUAUUCCACAGAAACAGAGAGAGACGACUCUGAAAGGUUUCAGGAAUGGUGUCUUUGAGGUUCUUGUUGCCACAAACGUCGCCGCCCGUGGAUUAGACAUCCCAGAGGUCGACUUGGUGGUCCAGUGUUCUCCGCCAAAGGAUGUCGAGUCCUACAUCCAUCGUUCAGGGCGAACAGGACGAGCGGGCAGGACUGGCGUCUGCAUCUGCUUCUACCAGAGGAAGGAAGAGGACCAGUUACGCUACGUAGAGACCAAAGCCGGAAUCACUUUCAGGCGAGUUGGUGUUCCAACUGCCAAUGACAUCAUCAAAUCAUCCAGCAAAGACGCCACCAGGUUUUUGGACUCCGUUCCAGCCGCAGCUGUUGAAUAUUUCAGGGAAUCGGCAGAGAAGCUGAUCAAAGAGAAGGGAGCGGUGGAUGCACUCGCUGCUGCUCUGGCUCACAUUUCUGGAGCCACGAGUCUAGAGCAGAGAUCUCUGCUUAGCUCUGACUCUGGCUACACCACAAUGCAGUUGCAGUGCUCCCAGGAGAUGCAUAAUCUAGGUUAUGCCUGGAGAACCAUUAAAGAGCAGCUGGGAGAAGACUUUGAAAACCACAUUCACAGAAUGACCUUCCUCAAAGGCAAAACGGGAGUUUGUUUUGAUGUCCCAGCUGAUAAAGUCAAAGAGAUUCAGGAUAAUUGGAAAGACUGUCGCCGCUGGCAGCUGACUGUAGCCACAGAGCUCCCAGAGCUGGAGGAGAAGCAGUUCACCAACCGCGGAGACAGAGGUGGGUUUAGAGGCGGGAGAGGGCGCGGCUUUGGUGGAAAUGGAGGACGUAAUGGCGGUUUCCGGAGCGGCGGCUUCCGGAGCGGCGGCGGCGGCGGAGGCUACAACAACCGAGGAGGACACAAACGGACCUUCGGCCAAGCGUUCGAUUACUGAACCAUCAACUGAUUGAUCAGCUUUGCUGUUGGUGGACUUUAUUAACUAUCAUUAAGAGACCGACAGAGCCGGUGAAUAUAUUUCUGAUAUAAAAUAUUAGAUUCACAUACCACAUUAGCAUGAAUUACUCCCCUUUGUUCAAAAGUGAUACAAAAGUUGAAUUUAUCAUCUAAAAAUAAUGGAUUCUUAGAAAGAAAAUACAGAUGGUCCUUUAUGGCUUUAUAUAAAACGAAUAUUGCUAUUUGGAAGAGUUGAGCAAAAGCACAGCUCAAACACCAUUAGUAAUGGAUGUGUUGGUUUUCCAAUAUUUACAUUUAUGAACAAAGUAUUUAAAAAUCGUUUCCUGUCCUGUAAAGGUAGGAAUGUGUCACUCUUACUGGUAGUGUCGCCGUCUUAUCCUGGAUCUUUGAGGAAGAGCAGGAGGCGUAAUCAGUCUUUGACCUUCGUCCGUGUAGAGAUAAUUCGGCCAUCAGUAGGUAAACAUGUUGCAUAACGUUUGUAUAACAUAUUUACUGUCAGAUUGCUGCGUUACAAUCAGCUGAAACCUCUCCUCGAAUACAUAUGUUGAAUGAUUGCUUUGCAAUUGCCUCUAUUUAAUAACUGUACUGCUUCCAUUCAUUUGAAUGAAACAACUUAUUAAAAAAAGGUCAACUUGG